This is a messenger RNA of Suricata suricatta (meerkat), 2158 nucleotides long. RefSeq names its product spermatogenesis associated 18 (gene SPATA18). Lineage: Eukaryota; Metazoa; Chordata; Mammalia; Carnivora; Herpestidae. Gene Ontology annotation, biological process: mitophagy by internal vacuole formation; mitochondrial protein catabolic process. The record is from RefSeq and is a predicted model, not a curated record. Gene Ontology annotation, cellular component: mitochondrial outer membrane. Bases 265 to 1986 code for a protein of 573 amino acids. The transcript has 13 exons.
GGGCAGCCACCCGGGAGCCCGGAGACCGCUGGGCAGCGGAUGAGGCGCGGCGGCUGUGGCCUAGGGUACCUCCCCCUCCCCUGGCUUCCCAAACCCUGCCCGGUCAGACCCGAGGGGGAGGAUGGAAGAACCAGCCGCGCUCUGAGCCCUCCAGGAAAGUAACACCUUUCCCGGCCACACCAUCCCUCCGGUCGUGCAGAGACCACCGCCUCGUCCCCUCCGCUUCUCCAUCUCCCAGAACAGGGCCGAGUGAAUAAGUGAACGAUGGCAGAAAAUCUGAGAAAACUGGUCUCGAGCGAAACUUUACAAUCGAUGCACGACAAGCUAGAGUCCUGGCUGAGGGACUACAACACAAACACGUGUGAUCAAAAUCUCAAUCAUUGCCUUGAGUUCAUCGAACAAAUUUCCAACGUGCAAGGACAACUCUUCAGAAUCCUCACCACGGCUGCCCGAGAAGGAGGACACUAUGAAGGUGUGGAAAUAAUCAAAUCGCGCCUUUUGCCUUGGCUGGAGGCCUCCUUUACUGCUGCUUCCCUGGGAAAAACUGUUGACAGCAAUGUCCCCUCUCUACAGGACACGUUUGACAAGGAGAGACACAAAGAGCCUGGUGUUUGGGAUCGGGACAUACAACAAUUAGACUCUGAGUUGAAUUCAACUCGUAAUCAACUCAACAAGGUUCAAGACGAUCUGGCUGAAACUGAAAAGACUCUUGAAGAAACCAAGAACAGAUCGGCCAUAUCCCUUUUGGCUGCAGAGGAGGAAAUAAAUCAGCUAAGAAAGCAGCUUAAAUCUCUUCAAGCCCUGGAGGAAAGCCGCCACAGAAACUCAGAACAUAGAGGCUCAGAGCACCGGAAUUCGGAUGCCAAAAGCUCAGAACCCAGGACCUCAGAGCACAGGAGAAUGGAACAGCGGGUCCAGGACAAGAAGAGCCCAGAACAACGGCCGGAAGUGAUAUGCGAUUAUGAGAAACAGCUCCGAACGCUGAAGGAUGAGAUAGCGGUUUUGUCUGCUGAAAAAUCUGCACUUCAAGGAAGGUCGGUCAAGAGCCGCAGUCCUAGCCCCGUCCCGCGCAGCCGCAGCCAGAGCCGCAGCCACAGUCGCAGCCACAGUCGCAGCCACGGCCGCAGCCGCAGCCGCAGCCGCAGCCGCAGCCGCAGCCAGAGCCGCAGCCGGAGCCGCAGCCGCUCCGCCAGCCCCUCCGCCGCGGUGGCCAAGAUCCCGAGCCCGUCGCCGAAUCGCGCCAAACUGUCCAGCGUGGCGCGCAAGGCUGCCCUCCUGUCCCGGUUCAGCGACGCCUAUUCCCAGGCCCGCCUGGAUGCGCAGUGCUUGCUGCGACGCUGCAUCGACAAAGCUGAGAUGGUGCAGCGGGUCAUCUAUGUCGCAACAGUGGAGGCAUUCCAUGUAGCUAAAAUGGCAUUCAGACACUUCAAGAUCCGUGUGAGGAAAUCGUUGACACCAUCGUACGUGGGGUCCAGUAACUUUGAGGAUGCCGUCUCGGAUUAUAUCAUUUGUCAUCUUGACCUCUAUGAUUCCCAAAGCAGUGUUAAUGAUGUGAUCCGAGCCAUGAAUGUUAAUCCCAAGAUUUCAUUUCCUCCUGAAGUUGACUUUUGCCUCCUCAGCGACUUCAUCCAGGAGAUAUGUUGCAUUGCGUUUGCAAUGCAGACUUUAGACCCGCCCCUCGAUAUUGCAUUUGGGGCUGAUGGAGAAAUUUUCAAUGAUUCCAAGUACCGUCGCAGCUAUGACUCCGAUUUCACUGCUCCCUUGGUCUUCUAUCACGUGUGGCCUGCUCUCAUGGAAAAUGACUGUGUCAUUAUGAAGGGAGAAGCUGUCACCAAGAGAGGGGCUUUUUGGAAUUCAGUGCGACCUCUAACUCGAUGUCGAAGCAGGAGUUUAAGUCCCAUCUGCCCCCGUAGCUGUAUUGGGUUAAGCACGAUAUCUCGAAGCCGGAGCCCUUCUCCAAUAAGAUGUGGAUUGCCGAGGUUUUAAAGCCACCAGACAUGUUACCUGGCCACAGGACAUCCGCAACAGUCACCUUCCCCCGUGCCUCUGUCUCCUGUGUCUGCCUCAGAACUCACUUAAGAUAAUGUGAAAAGGCAAUUCUGUGUAUCACUCCACACAGAGAGUUAAAUGUCUUGGCUUAGCGUGUUUGUAACUUUCA